GGGAAGAGCGAGGGGGGCCCCGGCGUGGACCGGGGUGGGGGCCGGGGCUGCCAGCUUGGCCCUGGCCUGUCAAGCGGCUCAUUGUUCCUGCCCCGGGUGUCACUGGGCGCCGCCGGGGACAAUGUGGCACUGAGCGGGGCGGCCGGCGGUGGAGGGACGAGGCGCACGGAAAGGCUCAUCUCGCCCUCCCGCCAUGGCAUCGCCGGACGGAGCCAGUGGCAUGGGCGGCAGUCCUGAGGAGACGGAGCUCAGCAUCACCCUGACCCUCCGCAUGCUCAUGCACGGCAAGGAGAUCGGCAGCAUCAUCGGCAAGAAAGGAGAGACUGUUAAGAGGAUACGAGAGCAGAGCAGCGCACGCAUCACUAUCUCGGAAGGGUCCUGCCCUGAGCGCAUCACCACGAUCACCGGCUCCACCGAUGCCGUCUUCCGCGCUGUCUCCAUGAUCGCCUUCAAGCUGGAGGAGGACCUGGGAGCAGGGGGCGAUGGGGUGUCAGCAGGCAGAGCACCCGUGACCCUGCGCCUCGUCAUCCCGGCCAGCCAAUGCGGUUCCCUCAUCGGCAAGGCGGGAGCUAAGAUCCGGGAGAUCCGGGAGAGCACAGGGGCACAGGUGCAGGUGGCUGGUGACUUGCUGCCCAACUCCACUGAACGGGCUGUCACCGUCUCGGGGGUGCCAGACACCAUCAUCCAGUGCGUGAGGCAGAUCUGCGCUGUCAUCCUGGAGUCGCCUCCGAAGGGGGCCACCAUACCCUACCACCCUGGUCUCUCCCUGGGCACCAUCCUGCUCUCUGCCAAUCAGGGCUUCUCCAUGCAGGGCCAGUACAGUGGGGUCUCUCCUGCAGAGGUGACAAAGCUGCAGCAGCUGUCAGGGCAUGCGCUUCCCUUUGCCCCCCUGGGCCAUGCACCCACCAUGAUGCCAGGUCUGGAUGCCAGCUCCCAGAGCAGCUCCCAGGAGUUCCUGGUGCCCAACGACCUCAUCGGCUGCAUCAUCGGCCGGCACGGCAGCAAGAUCAGCGAGAUCAGGCAGAUGUCGGGCGCCCAUAUCAAGAUUGGCAACCAGACCGAGGGCUCCAGUGAGCGGCAUGUGACCAUCACAGGGACCCCUGUCAGCAUCACCCUGGCUCAGUACCUCAUCACAGCCUGCUUAGAGACGGCUAAAUCUACCUCCCAGGUGCCACCAGGCCCUGGCUCCAUGGACCUUGGCAUGGGCUUCUCCCAGCCCCUUGCCCCAGGCUCCGGUGCAGCACUUCCCGCCGUUGCCUCAGCCCCCCCAGCCCUGCUGGGCACCCCCUACGCCAUCUCCCUCUCCAACUUCAUUGGCCUGAAGCCGGUGUCCUUCCUGGCACUGUCCCCAUCCUCCAUGGCAGGUCCCAAUGGCGGCACCACCACUUACACGACCAAGAUCUCGGCAGCCAACGGCACCAAGAAAGCUGACCGGCAGAAGUUCUCGCCCUACUGAACCCCACUGGUGGGUGGGUCAGGGGGUCCAGGGUGCUCCUCAGUAGCAAGGACACCUUCCCAUCACCCACCCUGACCUCAGCCUCUGCCAGGUGCCCCAUGUCCCCCACCCCAGGGAAGGGAAGGGUCUUCCUGGUGGUGAUGCCCGCUGGAGGAAGGAGCUGUUUCAUUGCCUGCUGCUCGUCCCAGCAGCGCUGUGCCCCCCUCCCUGAUUUUCUGCACAGAGACCAUGUGUCCUGGUAAUGGGUGGGAGCCUAUCCCUGCCGGCCUAGGGUCCCUUCUCCCAGUGCCCUGUGCUGGUGUGGGACCCCUGCCUCCUGCUCCUCACCCUGCCUGCCCUGCCAUCCUGCUCACGCCCACACUCCAUCUGGCACCCAAAAGCCAGGUCCCACUGGAUGAGGACUGCCUGGCCUCUCCAGGAGUCCCCCGUCCGCUGGCUCUGGUGGGGGGCCCUUGCUGGGCCACCCUGGGGCAAUCGCCUCCCAGCAACCCCAUCCAA
Messenger RNA from Corvus hawaiiensis (hawaiian crow), 1954 nucleotides. RefSeq names its product poly(rC) binding protein 4 (gene PCBP4). The coding region runs from base 194 to 1456 and encodes 420 amino acids. The record is from RefSeq and is a predicted model, not a curated record. Gene Ontology annotation, molecular function: mRNA binding. The transcript is spliced from 13 exons. Gene Ontology annotation, biological process: negative regulation of mRNA splicing, via spliceosome. NCBI's taxonomy places the organism in Eukaryota, Metazoa, Chordata, Aves, Passeriformes, Corvidae. Gene Ontology annotation, cellular component: cytoplasm; nucleus.